Molecule: messenger RNA, 3369 nt
Organism: Mandrillus leucophaeus (drill)
Lineage: Eukaryota; Metazoa; Chordata; Mammalia; Primates; Cercopithecidae
Gene: RAP1GDS1
Product: RAP1, GTP-GDP dissociation stimulator 1
Exons: 13
Coding region: 241-1677 (478 amino acids)
Biological process (GO): positive regulation of GTPase activity
Cellular component (GO): cytosol
Molecular function (GO): protein binding; guanyl-nucleotide exchange factor activity
Source: RefSeq, a predicted model, not a curated record
GCAGAUAGUCUCAGUGAUACCUUGAAGAAGCUGAAGAUAACAGCUGUUGACAGGACUGAGGAUAGUUUAGAAGGAUGUUUGGAUUGUCUGCUUCAAGCCCUGGCUCAAAAUAAUACGGAAACAAGUGAAAAAAUCCAGGCAAGUGGAAUACUUCAGCUGUUUGCAAGUCUGUUGACUCCACAGUCUUCCUGCAAAGCCAAAGUAGCUAACAUCGUAGCAGAAGUAGCCAAAAAUGAGUUUAUGCGAAUUCCAUGUGUGGAUGCUGGAUUGAUUUCACCACUGGUGCAGCUGCUAAAUAGCAAAGACCAGGAAGUGCUGCUUCAAACGGGCAGGGCUCUAGGAAACAUAUGUUACGAUAGCCAUUCACUUCAAGCUCAGCUUAUCAAUAUGGGUGUUAUUCCUACCUUAGUGAAAUUACUGGGCAUCCACUGCCAAAAUGCAGCUCUUACAGAAAUGUGUCUUGUUGCAUUUGGUAAUUUAGCAGAACUUGAGUCCAGUAAAGAACAGUUUGCCAGUACAAACAUUGCUGAAGAGCUAGUAAAACUCUUCAAGAAACAAAUAGAACAUGAUAAGAGAGAAAUGAUUUUUGAAGUUCUUGCUCCAUUGGCAGAAAAUGAUGCUAUUAAACUACAGCUGGUUGAAGCAGGCCUGGUAGAGUGUCUACUAGAGAUUGUUCAGCAAAAAGUGGAUAGUGACAAAGAAGAUGAUAUUACUGAGCUCAAAACUGGUUCAGAUCUCAUGGUUUUAUUACUUCUUGGAGAUGAAUCCAUGCAGAAGUUAUUUGAAGGAGGAAAAGGCAGUGUAUUUCAAAGGGUACUUUCUUGGAUUCCAUCAAAUAACCACCAGCUACAGCUUGCUGGAGCAUUGGCAAUUGCAAAUUUUGCCAGAAAUGAUGGAAAUUGUAUUCAUAUGGUAGACAAUGGGAUUGUAGAAAAACUUAUGGAUUUACUGGACAGACAUGUAGAAGAUGGAAAUGUAACAGUACAGCAUGCAGCACUAAGUGCCCUCAGAAACCUGGCCAUUCCAGUUAUAAAUAAAGCAAAGAUGUUAUCAGCUGGGGUCACAGAGGCAGUUUUGAAAUUUCUUAAAUCUGAAAUGCCCCCUGUUCAGUUCAAACUUCUGGGAACAUUAAGAAUGUUAAUAGAUGCACAAGCAGAAGCUGCUGAACAACUGGGAAAGAAUGUUAAGUUAGUGGAGCGUUUGGUGGAAUGGUGUGAAGCCAAAGAUCAUGCUGGUGUGAUGGGGGAGUCAAACAGACUGCUGUCUGCCCUUAUACGACACAGUAAAUCAAAAGAUGUAAUUAAAACCAUUGUGCAGAGUGGUGGCAUCAAGCAUUUAGUUACCAUGGCAACUAGUGAACAUGUAAUAAUGCAGAAUGAAGCCCUUGUUGCUUUGGCAUUAAUAGCAGCUUUAGAAUUGGGCACUGCUGAGAAAGAUCUAGAAAGUGCUAAACUUGUACAGAUUUUACAUAGACUGCUAGCAGAUGAGAGAAGUGCUCCUGAAAUCAAAUAUAAUUCCAUGGUCCUGAUAUGUGCUCUUAUGGGAUCUGAAUCUCUACACAAGGAAGUACAGGAUUUGGCUUUUCUAGAUGUCGUAUCCAAACUUCGCAGUCAUGAGAACAAAAGUGUUGCCCAGCAGGCCUCUCUCACAGAGCAGAGACUUACUGUGGAAAGCUGAGAACUGCCCGAUACACGGCAUCAUCCCACCUCUAAUUUCCCCUCUGUCCUCCAUCCAGCGGCUUCUUCCGCUUCAUUCUCUACCAUACCACUUGUGCAUGCAUGUAAUGGUCUAAUACCAGUUGAAGAACUGCUGUAGGUACCUCCCUAAUAAGAUUUCUAAACCCAUAGUUAGUGUGAUCAUGACUUUGUCAAAGGCAAGUCUCCACCCAUAACUGUUCUCUUGUAUCCCUGUUGCUUGAGCUACAUUAAGUAGAAUGUGCAUGUUGUAGUCCUAUGAUGAUGUAAACUUGGUACUACAUAAUGACUUGCUCCACACAUGCAGUAAACUACAUAAUGAUGUACUGGUAAACUAGAAACAAAGAAUGCAGCAGGAUCUGUCCAGCAUAUUAAAGAUGAAACUGAAUUGGAAAAAUAGCUCCAUUUUUUGGUGCUUGGGAAGCACAGUGACCAAAAAAGCUGUAUGGCUGCUUAUUCAUUAGUCUUUCCUACUAAUGUCAAACCCAUGGUACCUAGAGUUAAAUAAAAUUCCAAUGCCCUUACUCUUUAACCUAUUGUUUCUCCUUUUUCCUUUGUAGACUAUUGAAACUGCCACAAACUUGGCAAGACUUUCUGAGGUUUCUGAUUCCAUAUUUAAUUGACUAUUAUCAAUAGCCUGAUAUUGAAAAACAUUUGUAGUUUUCAGUGUGAAACUAAGGGGUUGAAGAAUCACUAUUGGGUUUUGCCUGUAUUUUAGAUUCCGAUACAUCUGCUGUUUCACUCAGGAACUACUUCUACCAGUUAAUCAGCAUUAUCCAGCACUUGUCUUUAAAAGUCAUUUGGCACUUGUUUGUUUUCAACAGAGACAAUUGAGUAUAGUUUAUUGAAGAAUGGAUUUUUUUUGCUGUUUUUCAUCAUUCAGCUAGAAAGUGAGAAGUUUUAUCUUCCAUGGUCCUUUUAAAUCUUGUUAGAACUAGCAGGACGUAGGUGGAAAGAUGAAGAAAUAAGUUUGUCUAGACUAAAGAAAGGAAAGCAGGUUAUAAAAGCCAUAGUAGCCAGUCCAGUUUAUUCUGCAGAUGGCCUCAUACCAAUCGCUGUUAGUUUCCCACCUCCACUUUCCCACUGAGAACUGCAGCAAUUUUAAAGGAUAUGAAAAAGCCAAGACUCAAGAGAUGAGAAGACCCCGUUGGCGAAAUAUAGUGUACUCUUCACUGCCACUGCCACCACCAAAUGGGUUUUUAGAGCUUUGAAACACAAUCUUUGUAAAUUAAUGAAAACCUCCCUGUGACCCACCUGCCUUCUCCCCAUACCCAAAUUUGACCACUACUGGCCUAAAGGCAAGAUGGGCUUCGAUAUAGAAGGACUGCAGGACAGUAGAAAGGGCUGCCACGGAGGUGACAAGAGCUCCUUCCUCUCCAACAUGUGAUACUACACAUCUCUGUGGGUGAUCUAAGUUGGACUUUUGACUCUAAAACAGCUAUAAUCCAAGAAAGGUAAAAUUCUAAUGGAGGUAAAGAAUCCUGACUGAUUGUUCCCUUUGAUGUCCAAAUAAGGGACUGUCGUGAGUACUUAUGCUACACUUACUAUAAGAAUGAUAUUAUUUGUCUUUCUCCUGGGCUGGAUAGCGGACUAUAUUUUAUUAUAGGCUUUGAGAGACAUCUGUCAUGUUGCAUAACUGUUCAUAUUAAUAACUUAAUAAAUAGUAUAUGAAGCU